UCCUCCUGCCUGUAAACACACAACUCACAACUCCCAACUCCUCCCUCCCUCUGCCUCUUCCCUUCCUUUUUCAAAUUAUAUACAUUACUCUCUCUCUCUCUCUCUCACCUACUUUCUUCCUCUUUUCUACUCAUCUCCCUAAUUCCUCAAUUCCAUCUAAGCUUAAACCCUAGCCCCCCCCCCCCCCCCCCCCCCCCACAUUCCCUCUCCCAUAAAAUAUGGAGUGGAACCCUGAAACCCUACAAUUCCUCUCCCAGUGCUUCCUCAACACCCUAUCCCCAAUCCAUGAUCCCCGCCGCCGUGCCGAGCAGGCUCUCUCCGACGCCGCCACUCGUCCUAACUACGGCCUCGCCGUUCUCCGCCUCGUCGCCGAGCCAUCCGUCGAUGACCAGAUCCGCCAAUCAGCCGCUGUUAACUUCAAGAACCACCUCAAAGCCCAUUGGGCCGUCCACCCCAACGACCCUGCCCAUAUUGCUGUGCCCGAUCCCGAAAAGGAACAGAUUAAAGCUCUAAUUGUUACUCUCAUGGUUAAUGCCUCACCAAAAAUUCAAGCUCAGCUUAGUGAAGCUUUAACUAUUAUUGGGAAGCAUGAUUUUCCUAAAGCCUGGCCUACUCUGUUGCCAGAAUUAGUUCUAACUUUGGAUAAAUUGAGUCAGGCCAACGACUAUGCGUCCGUGAAUGGGGUUUUAGCAACCAUUAAUUCCUUGUUUAAGAAAUUUAGGUACCAGUUUAAGACAAAUGAGUUGUUGCUUGAUUUGAAGUACUGUCUUGAUAACUUUGCCAAGCCAUUGUUGCAAGUGUUUAAGCGGACUGCAGGGUUUAUAGACCAAGCUGUGGGUUCUGCUUCUGUGAAUGCAAGUGUUCUUAAGGGGUAUGUAGAGUCACAGAGGUUGUGUUGUAGGAUUUUCUAUUCACUGAAUUUUAUGGAGUUGCCAGAGUUUUUUGAGGAUCAUAUGGACGAAUGGAUGAUUGAGUUCAAGAAAUAUUUGACUGUAAAAUACUCUGCUCUAGAAGAUAGUGGAAGCGAUGGCCUUGCUUCGGUUGAUGAGUUGCGAGCUGCUGUUUGUGAGAAUAUUAGCCUGUACAUGGAGAAAGAGGAGGAGACAUUUCAGAAAUAUUUGAGUGGAUUUGUGGAGGCAGUGUGGGGACUUCUAGUGGUCGCCUCGAAUUCUUCUAGUCGGGAGAGGCUGACUGUGACUGCUAUUAAGUUCUUGACCACGGUGAGUACAAGUGUUCAUCACACUCUAUUUGCGAGGGAUGAUAUACUGCAACAGAUUUGCCAGAGUGUCGUGAUUCCCAAUGUGAUGUUAAGGGAUGAGGAUGAGGAGCUAUUUGAGAUGAAUUACGUGGAGUUCAUAAGGAGAGACAUGGAGGGCAGUGACCUUGACACUAGGAGGAGGAUUGCUUGUGAACUCCUUAAGGGAAUUGCUUCAAAUUAUAAGGAAAAGGUCACUGAGAAGGUUUCUUCUCAGGUACAGAGUCUUUUGGCAUCAUUUGCAGAGAAUCCCGCUGCGAAUUGGAAGCACAAAGACUGUGCUAUCUAUUUGGUUGUCUCCCUUGCCACAAAGAAAGCUGGUGGCAGUUCUGGCUCCACUGAUCUUGUUGAUGUUGAGAGCUUUUUCGGGUCUGUUAUCGUGCCGGAACUCCGAAGUCAGGACGUAGAUGGGUUUCCAAUGCUGAAAGCUGGUGCUUUAAAGUACUUCACUAUGUUUAGGAAUCAGAUUUCUAAACCUGUUGCAUUAGCCUUGCUCCCUGAUGUGGUUCGCUUCCUUGGCUCCGAGUCAAAUGUUGUCCAUUCAUAUGCUGCCAGCUGCAUUGAGAAGCUUUUCUUGGUCAAGGAUGAAGGGGGAAGGGCGAGAUACUCAGCUACAGAUGUCAGUCCAUUUCUGCUUGUACUAAUGACCAAUCUUUUCAGCGCCUUGCAGAAGCCAGAAUCUGAGGAGAAUCAGUAUGUGAUGAAGUGCAUCAUGCGGGUCCUUGGAGUUGCUAAUGUCUCACAUGAGGUUGCUUUACCUUGCAUCAACGGUCUGGCGACUGUUCUAAACAGGGUCUGUGAAAACCCUAAAAAUCCCGUUUUCAACCACUAUCUGUUUGAAUCUGUGGCUCUUCUAAUAAGACGGGCUUGCGACCAGGAUCCAUCAAUCAUUUCACCUUUUGAAACAAGCCUGCUUCCCAGCUUGCAGUUGAUCUUAUCCAGAGAUGUUAGCGAAUUCUUCCCUUAUGCAUUCCAGCUACUGGCUCAGCUCGUUGACUUGAAUCAAUCUCCUUUACCAGGGAAUUACAUGGAGAUUUUUGCGAUACUCCUUAUGCCUGAAUCAUGGAAAAAGUCUGCAAAUGUUCCAGCCCUUGUCCGUUUACUCCAAGCCUUCCUCAGAAAGGCACCGCAUGAACUGAAUCAGCAGGGGCGAUUAUCUAGUGUCCUUGGAAUAUUCAACACGCUAGUUUCAUCUCCUAGUACUGAUGAACAAGGAUUUUAUGUGCUCAACACUGUGAUUGAAAACCUGGGUUAUGAUGUAAUCCAUCCCUACAUUAGCCACAUUUGGGUUGCUUUAUUUAAGCGGCUUCAGUACAACAGAACUGUGAAGUUCAUCAAAUCUCUUGUCAUAUUUAUGUCACUUUUUCUGGUGAAGCAUGGUCCGGAAAAGCUUGUUGGUUCAAUGAAUGCCGUUCAGCCUGAUGUUUUCCAUACAAUCUUGGAGCAGUUUUGGAUACCUAAUCUCAAGCUAAUAACAGGUUCAACGGAGCUCAAGUUAACUUCUGUGGCUUCGACUAGGCUUAUAUGUGAGUCUGUGUCCCCUUUAGAUCAAAAGCUGUGGGGUAAAAUGCUUGACAGCAUUGUUACACUUAUUUCACGGCCAGAGGAGGACAGAGUGGAAGAGGAGCCUGAGGUUCCCGAUUUUGGUGAAACUGUUGGUUAUAAUGCCACAUAUGUCCGCCUCUACAAUGCUGGGCGGAAAGAAGACGACCCUCUACCAGAAAUCAAUGAUCCAAAACAAUUUUUGGUAGCAUCUCUGGCAAAUCUAUCUGCUCGUUCGCCUGGAACAUACCCUCGGAUCAUUACCGAAAAUCUUGAACCAGCAAAUCAAGCUGCUUUAUUUCAACUUUGCAGCUCAUAUAAUCUCACAAUAGUUUGAGGCAGACGCUGUCAUGUGGAAUGAUAACCAAAUCACGGGAAACAGAGUGGUUUCUGGUCAUAGUUUGUGGGGUCUGGUUAUUUUCGAUGUUUGUCUUUGAGCAUGCUUGCAUUCAGUCAACUGGUCAGAUAAGUCAAUACCCAUCCAUAAAUUUUCAGGUCGUAUGUCGUAAUAUUAAUAUCCCCUGGAUGGAACUAUCAACCAGCCACAUCAUAGAAUUUGGUUUGGGGAGAAUGCAUGACAAUUUUGCUUCAACAUGCAUUUAUAUAGCUGCACAAAAACUUGUUUCUGCUGUUCUCUGGAGCGAUUGAGGCUUACACAGGAUAUUGUUUGUUGAGAGCUCAAGUUAUAAACAACUACUUUUGCUGUAUGUCUUGAUUUAGUUGGCGUGAAGGUUAAGUCAUGGUAUUUCUGCCUUUCGCCAAUGGUUUCUUGGGAUGAAAUUAAAAAUUUUCUGUUGUACCAUCAGUUUUGUUGAUCGAAUCAUGGCUUUCCCUCU
Molecule: messenger RNA, 3633 nt
Organism: Sesamum indicum (sesame)
Lineage: Eukaryota; Viridiplantae; Streptophyta; Magnoliopsida; Lamiales; Pedaliaceae
Product: cellular apoptosis susceptibility protein, putative / importin-alpha re-exporter
Biological process (GO): protein import into nucleus; protein export from nucleus
Cellular component (GO): cytosol; nuclear envelope
Molecular function (GO): nuclear export signal receptor activity; small GTPase binding
Source: RefSeq, a predicted model, not a curated record